AUGCAAAAAACAAAUUACUUAAAAGAUCGAGCUUUUCAUUUAUGUUCUUUCAUUUUUGUUAUAAGUCAAAUAAUAGAUAUUUACUUUAUGAGAAACGAUUUCAAUAAAGUACUAUUAAAUAUUUCUAUAACAGCUUUAAGUUUUAUAGCCAUAUGUAAAACUAUAUCUUGUCUUCUUUUACAAUCACGUUUACAAAAAGUAAUCAAUGCUAUCAAAGAUGAAGAAGAUAUACUUUAUUUAAAUGAUAAAUUUGAGAUAAAACGUAUGAAGAAUUACAAAAAUUAUGCACGACUUAUAACAUAUUUGUAUUGGCUAGUUAUCUUCAUAACUAGUGUUGUAACGAUUAUCGCACCAUUUUUAAAAUAUGCGUCGUCUUCAUCUUAUAGAGAGGAAAUAAAAAACGGCACUGAACCAUAUCCACAAAUAAUAAGUUCAUGGUUUCCUUUCGAUAAUAAUAAAAUGCCGGGAUAUUUUUUCGCAACACUAAUUCAUACGAUCAUGACAAUCCAAGGAGCUGGUGUUGUCGCGGUGUACGAUGCGAAUGCGGUAUCAAUAAUGACAUUUCUAAAAGGACAGUUUAUAAUUUUACAAGAAAAAUGUCGUCGAAUUUUUGGAGCUGAGGAUGUAAAUUUAACAAAAUCAGAAAUUUACAUUAGAAUUAAAGAGUGUCAUAGACGUCACAAUUUUCUGCUGGGAUUGUAUUCAACAUUUAAUUCAAUGAUAUCGCCAGUUAUGCAUUUAUAUGUCCUUGUCUGUUCUAUAAACAUUUGCUGCAGCGUGAUACAAUUAAAUUUGGACAAUGUGGCAACAUCACAAAAAAUAUGGGUAUUCGAAUAUGUUUCUGCACUGUCCAUACAACUAUUUUUAUUGUGUUGGCAUAGUAAUGAAAUAAAGGUGGAGAGUGAUCGAGCAGACCGUGGUGUAUACGAAAGCAAUUGGUGGAAGGCUGACCCGAGCGAACGUAAGCAGCUCCUACUGUUGGCAGGGAAAUUGGCCCCACCGUAUAUAAUGAAAGCGGGUCCGUUCACUGAUCUCUCCAUUCCUACAUUCAUUGAUAUAAUGAAAGGGACAUACAGUUUUUACACCCUGUUUACACAUAUCCAAGAGAAACGAGAAUAAUGUAAAAAUCGUAGUUAAAAAUACACAAACUUUACAAUCACAGAGACGUAGUUUGGUCUUUUAUAUAAAAAUGUUUAUUUCUCAUGUUUUUUUGGAUCCACUUAAAAAAAU
This is a messenger RNA of Papilio xuthus (Asian swallowtail), 1230 nucleotides long. RefSeq names its product olfactory receptor 53 (gene Or-53). Gene Ontology annotation, molecular function: odorant binding; olfactory receptor activity. Lineage: Eukaryota; Metazoa; Arthropoda; Insecta; Lepidoptera; Papilionidae. Gene Ontology annotation, biological process: detection of chemical stimulus involved in sensory perception of smell; sensory perception of smell. The coding region runs from base 1 to 1119 and encodes 372 amino acids. The record is from RefSeq and is a predicted model, not a curated record. The transcript has 6 exons. Gene Ontology annotation, cellular component: plasma membrane.